CGUCACGUCCGCCGCGACGUUACUUCCGUAUUUCUCUUUCAGAGGAACGAGUCGGGAAGAGAAGGCCGCGGCCAUGUCCCUCGUCAUCCCCGAGAAGUUCCAGCACAUCCUGCGCGUCCUCAACACCAACAUCGACGGGCGCCGCAAAAUCGCUUUCGCCAUUACCGCCAUCAAGGGCGUGGGACGUCGCUACGCCCACGUCGUGCUGCGCAAAGCUGACAUCGACCUCACCAAGCGAGCGGGCGAGCUGACCGAGGAUGAGGUGGAGCGCGUCAUCACCAUCAUGCAGAACCCCCGCCAGUACAAAAUCCCCGACUGGUUCCUCAACCGGCAGAAGGACGUGAAGGACGGGAAGUACAGCCAGGUGUUGGCCAACGGCUUGGACAAUAAACUGCGGGAGGAUUUGGAGCGGUUGAAGAAAAUCCGGGCGCAUCGGGGGCUGCGGCAUUUCUGGGGGCUGCGCGUGCGAGGGCAGCACACGAAGACCACCGGCCGUCGGGGCCGCACCGUCGGUGUGUCCAAGAAGAAGUGAGAGGGGAAUAAUAAAAGUGACGUUGGUGGUGACA
Grus americana (Whooping crane) is the source of this 566-nucleotide messenger RNA. It is a transcript of the gene RPS18, whose product is annotated as ribosomal protein S18. Gene Ontology annotation, biological process: translation. Gene Ontology annotation, cellular component: small ribosomal subunit; cytosol; ribosome. NCBI's taxonomy places the organism in Eukaryota, Metazoa, Chordata, Aves, Gruiformes, Gruidae. Bases 74 to 532 code for a protein of 152 amino acids. The transcript has 6 exons. Gene Ontology annotation, molecular function: structural constituent of ribosome; RNA binding. The record is from RefSeq and is a predicted model, not a curated record.